AUUUUGAUCCACACUCCAUACCAGUUAAAGGCGGCAAUGCAACAAAAAGUUGUUUGCUCACCGCCAAUAAACCUCAAAGAAGAAGAGAGGAUUUUCCGAGUAUACAUUGAACGCAUCAAUUUUAUCCACCGGAGCAGAUUCAUCAGAAAGUCGGCCGUCGUUUUAUUAGAAUCAAGACGAAUUAAAAGCAACAAUGGAUGUCUCUCAUGAAGUACAUUUGCUGGUGCAGGAGAUUCAGCGCCUCGGCAGUAAAAAUGCCGAUGGUCAAACCAGCGUGAAGUUCGGGGUCUUAUUUAACGACGACCAGUGUGCCAACAUCUUCGAGGCGUUGGUGGGCACCCUGAAGGCCGCCAAGAGGAGGAAGCUGGUCACCUUCCAGUCCGAGCUGCUUCUUCAAGGGGUCCACGAUGACGUCGAUAUCGUCCUGCUCCAGGAAUGAAGCACAAGUUUGAACCAGGUGGCCUUCUAGCGACUCAGAUACUGAGCUUCUGCAGUGUACCAGCUUGUCACUGAGCUUCCGUUUUCAGUUCUCCUCCAUCUUGUGCAAGGCUCAGUAUUUGAAUUUAAACAUAAUCACCAAACCAAUAACAUCCACCAGUACACUUACAGGCUCAGCUGGCAUAUCUGCAUAUGAUUUAAUUUGAUUUCACUUUGCCAAACAUUAUCACAAAAACUAAAUGGAGAAUAUUUAAGGUUCUCAGGGGCUGAUUUACGGCCACAUUCAUAGUUUCAUAUGACAAGGACAAAUGGUGUUUCUCUCUUUCUCAGGCGCUGCUGUUUACCAACCACGGGUCUGAAAUGUCAUUUUGAUACACGCUUUUAAGACUAUGAGCGCAAAAAUCAAGAAUGUAAUUCUUUGUGUAAUACAUAAUCUUUUUUUUUUUUUAUUCCCGGGAGAAAUUACAGUAUAAGUUCACUAUCCCAGCCAUCUCUUGAUGGUAUCAGUGUCAGGAUAAAGUAGCGCAGAACAAGACACUGGCUAGAUUUAGCAACUUUGACAAACUUUUUCACGUUUUUGAUUAGAGCCCUCUGAUCCUGACAAGUUGUUUGUAAAGGGUACUUGUUUUUAAAGCUGCACUAGUCUCCCUUAUCAGUCUCAAUUGGCAAUGGGAGUUAGGAUCUCAUUACUUUAAAUCCAUGUAAUGUGUUUUGACGUUAAUUCUAGUGCAGCUUGGGUAGCGUGUUUCCACCAACAGUCUCAACAAAUGGCGGUUCCAUUUAUUUACAUGAGCCAUUUCUACUACCUCUUGUGGACUUUGUAAAAAGACGCUAUUAGACCAGUGCUUUUGGAACUAUGAGAACAAUUCCUUCAUAAAAAUUACAGACGAGUGCAUUUCAAGAAAGACUUUUUCACCUUUUGUACACGUUGCAAUCUGCUAGAGUAGUUUUUAUUCCAUCUUUUUACAUGUGGUGUGGUCUAUAGUGACUUUUCUCUGCUACACAAACUCCAAAACCUGCCUUUCGUAAGAAACAGUUGAUGAGCAAAUGGCGAAUGUAUUUCUCGUGCAAUUUUUAGUAGUGCAUAAUAAUUACAGGGUGAUUGGUGCCAGAUGCAAAGGAUGAAUUUGUGAUGUUUCUCAGGACCAAAUCAACACAACCAAAAUAUGUUUAAUUGUCCUGUAGCUUAAGUUAGGUGUCUCACCUAUGACACAAGUUGUGCAUUUAUAGUUUGAUUUUUUUUAUUUUUAUUUACCGCGAUUUAUUCUGUACUGUAGGUCAAAUGAUACUUGCAGAUCAGGCGUGCCUGUUUUGGUUUUGUGUGGUUUCAAACCAUCAGAACUCAUCUCUUGUUGUUUCAUUGUGUCAAAGGUCAUUUUUGUUUUUCCAUUUUGCUGAAAUAUCAACGACAAGCACUUUCAGCUUGGUAUGUGGAGGUCCAUAGUGGUCAAAAUUAAGAUGAAUUAAAAGACAACAUGAAGUAAAUAAUAAUAAUAUGAACAAAUAGACAAUGUGCAAUACAACAUGAAAUAAUCCAAUUUACUUUUAAAACUCUAAUCAAUCAACUCCACAAAACCAUUUUAGGUAAUUUCUUAAUUAAUUAGGGCUAAUUUUCAUUCAAAAUGCCCUUUCCAUACAUGCCCUUUACAUCAAAAUUACAUUCUUCCAAUUGAGCAUUUUAUUUCAAACUCUCACUGUCGAGAUUAACGAUUUGUCAUGGCAGAUACAGCUACGUGAUUGGCUGUUCACUCAUUCAUAACAAAGCAUCAGCCAAUCCCAUACCUGGCUCUGCCCUGUUUGUCUUUUCAUAAAAACGUUGGGAUGAAACAUGGCUUUGAUUAGUUAGUAAAUUGCAUUUUCAAAUAACAACUUUUAUAAAAUAACCUGUGAAACAAUCCUAUUUUGAUUGAGUUUAAACUGUACUGGAAGUUUAACGAUUUAACGGUUCAAAUUGUUCAAAUUUAGUCUUUAUUCAUUUAGUUCAUUUAUAUAAAACAUUUCACAGUAUCAUAUUCAUUUUUGACCACUUUGCGCUCCAUACUUUUGAUAAGUGGCUGUGGAUGCAAGAAGAAAUAUUUGUCUUGGAUAAACACCAGAAGGACCAACAAUCUCCAAAUGUUUGGCUGGAUGUAACAUCUCCUACGUGGCAGCGUUGGUGCUGCGCUGCAUAAUAUAUCACAAAGAAGAGAGGCAAGCGAUCGCUGGCUGCCUCAUCUGCAAGUUUUAUAAGACCCUGUUCACAUUUACUGCUGUUGUAUUACCCUUCCUGAAUCUUUCAGGCUCAGUUGCGGGCUGUUUUGCUUCUCUUUGACUUGAAUUAUGUUUUUUUUCCUGAACCAUAUAGGAGAUUGUGCUGUAAACAGCAUUUGUGGCAUAUAUCCUGGAUAUCAACACUUUGUCAAAGUCAGGAAAACUGAAUGAGUUUAACCGUAUGCUAAUUAUGAAUGAAGCUGAAAUGAAGCCUAGAAAACAAUAUGUAAUCAUAAUGCAGAACAACAGGCUAAGCAGGGGUUGGAAAAGUUAUGGGAGUAAUGGAGAAAAAGCGAGAGUGAGGAUAAACCAUGCUGCUGGCAUCACUGUCAUCUAGGGUUAACCUGCUGCAUGUUGCACUGGAGGGAGCUGAAGAGAAACGCAAAUUACAGCACAAGUUAACACAAGAGGAGAAAGUUAUCAUCAGAUCGGUCCCAAUACCUCAAACCAUUUCUGUGAACUAUUGGGAUGCCUGCGCGAUGUGUUCAUGUGCGUCAUUACUGUCUUUUUGUAUUGGCAAUAACACCUUCCUAAAAGAACAAAGGUUUCUGUUACUGUGGAAUACGCUGCGAGAAAUAAAAUCUUUACACUUGAAGCCUUGAA
Etheostoma cragini (Arkansas darter) is the source of this 3291-nucleotide messenger RNA. It is a transcript of the gene abracl, whose product is annotated as ABRA C-terminal like. The transcript is spliced from 3 exons. The coding region runs from base 194 to 439 and encodes 81 amino acids. The record is from RefSeq and is a predicted model, not a curated record. Lineage: Eukaryota; Metazoa; Chordata; Actinopteri; Perciformes; Percidae. Gene Ontology annotation, biological process: regulation of actin filament-based process.